GUAUGGUUCCAGAAUCGGCGAGCAAAAUGGCGCAAACAAGCACGCUUACAGUUGUUGCAAGAUGCCUGGCGUAUGCGCUGCUUGAGCCUUGGUACACCUACAGUUAUAGCGGCGAUCGAAUGCCAAGAAUGCCCGGUGCAGCUGCUUUGAAUGGUGCCUCGCCCACUGAAUUAACACCCGAAAAUCUUACCAGUGACGCACAGCCAAAAGACGGAGGACGCCUUUCCUCGCCCGAGUCAAUGCUAACUGCUAAUGGGCAGACCAUGCCGAGUGAUUUUACAAUGAUGCAUCCAGCUUUCCAACAACAACAUCAGCAGCAACAACAACAACUACAAUUGCAAAAAAUUGAAGCAGAUGCAAUGGAUAAAACCAAGAGCGACUCCACAAACGGCAAACACCACCCUAAUGGAUGUGAGAAAACCUAUACCGAACUAAAAUUAUACAAGGAACAACACGGACACGGUCUAGGCGGUGCUCUGCAAUCGCAUAUGAACAUGAAUGGUUUAGCGACGGAUCCGAGUGCAAUGGCCAACGCUUUAGGUCAUGGUUCCGAUGAGGGAUCGGAUGAUUCUGAUUCUGAGGAAAUCGAUUUGACAUCAGGUUCUUGCAUAGAUUUCUCGAGCAAUAAACAGCAUUUGCAGCAACAAUCACAGCAACAACCAUUGGGUACCACAGCAGCAAGCAAUGGCGUGCAUUAGUAUUUACAAAAUUGAAAUUUGAUUAUUGAAAAUCAAUAUAAAUCCCUUUGGAAUGUUCAUAGUAUGUACAUAACUGUACGCGUACAUAUCGCUUAUUUCCUAAGCGACUGUCGCAACUCAAAAAACAAGAUAUAUAAGGGGUAUUCCCGAAGUCAUGCAAAACCCUUGCACUCUGCACGGAUUGCAUCGUAAAAACCGGUUUUCCUAUGGGACAGCUUUGCAACCUAUGCAAUCUGCGCACCGUGCAAGGGCUUGGCAAGACUUCGGGAAUACCCCUAUAGAAAAAAAGAGAAGCAUUUUGUCUCUCUACGCGGAGACUACACAAGAGGAAGCACGAUGUAAGUAGUAAUCCAUCAUCAUUUUCUGCCAAAUUUAAUUUUGGGUUAUAACGGUCUUUUAGUAAUAGACCGAUAUGUAAAUUGAAAAAAGUAAUUAUAAAGUGUAUCUAUUCUUAUUUCUGUACUCUUGAAAAUAAAUGUGCAGAUAUGUAUCUCUGUAUAUAUGUACAUAAUUAAAAGAG
Molecule: messenger RNA, 1218 nt
Organism: Rhagoletis zephyria (snowberry fruit fly)
Lineage: Eukaryota; Metazoa; Arthropoda; Insecta; Diptera; Tephritidae
Source: RefSeq, a predicted model, not a curated record